This is a messenger RNA of Lotus japonicus, 1006 nucleotides long. RefSeq names its product 60S ribosomal protein L10a. Gene Ontology annotation, molecular function: RNA binding; structural constituent of ribosome. The record is from RefSeq and is a predicted model, not a curated record. Gene Ontology annotation, cellular component: large ribosomal subunit. Bases 154 to 804 code for a protein of 216 amino acids. Lineage: Eukaryota; Viridiplantae; Streptophyta; Magnoliopsida; Fabales; Fabaceae. The transcript has 5 exons. Gene Ontology annotation, biological process: translation.
AGUAUUUUUGCCUCCGGUAUCUCCUCUUCCUCUAUCCGAUUCUCUCACCUUUUCUUCUGCUGCUGCGCUAAGAUCUAACACCCCAUUUUCGUUUUCUCCUUCUUUCUCUUCACAGGUGUAAGAUCCAAUUCGAAAAACCCCAAUUCUCAAAAUAUGAGCAAGCUGCAGAAUGAUGCUGUUAGGGAAGCUAUCUCUGGAAUCAUGACUGAUUCCAAGGAGAAGAACCGGAAAUUUGUGGAGACCAUUGAGCUCCAAAUUGGGUUGAAGAACUACGACCCACAGAAGGACAAACGUUUCAGUGGCUCUGUCAAGUUGCCUCACAUUCCUAGGCCCAAGAUGAAAAUCUGCAUGCUUGGAGAUGCCCAGCAUGUGGAGGAGGCUGAGAAGAUAGGUCUUGAGUCCAUGGAUGUUGAAGCUUUGAAGAAGCUCAACAAGAAUAAGAAGCUGGUGAAGAAGCUGGCUAAGAAGUACCAUGCCUUUUUGGCUUCUGAAGCUGUGAUCAAGCAGAUCCCUCGUCUUCUGGGUCCUGGUCUUAACAAGGCAGGGAAGUUCCCUACACUUGUUACUCACCAGGAAUCUCUAGAGUCAAAGGUCAAUGAGACCAAGGCUAUGGUGAAGUUCCAGCUGAAGAAGGUGCUCUGCAUGGGUGUAGCUGUUGGCAACGUUAGUAUGGAGGAAAAGCAAAUCUUCCAAAACGUACAAUUGAGUGUCAACUUCCUCGUCUCCCUCUUGAAGAAAAACUGGCAAAAUGUUAGGUGCUUGUACCUGAAGAGCACUAUGGGGAAAUCAUACCGUGUCUUCUAAGGAGCUGUUGUAAUUGCAGUGAAUUUCCGAUCUCAUUUGUUUCCUCUUAUUACUUGGAUAGGAGUUUCAAUCUCUCUACAGUUUUGUUGGAUGUUUUUUUUAACAUUAGAAUUUCAUAUUCCUGCUUGUUUUGUUUAAGUGCUUUGCAACAAUUGGAUCAUGUUAGGGGUGCUUUUUAUAAUCCCAUGUUUUUCAUAUCCAA